AAUCAGAUAACUCAAAAUAAAUCAAGUGGAAGCACUGCAGGUGUUUUCGAUUUAGCCAGUUUUCUUUGCUAAUGAGAUUAUGCCACACUAAAUUAAGUGUCUCUGAUUUAAUAUCAUGAAAAGUGAACAUUGAUAUACACCAGCUGAGUUGGUUGGCAAUUAAAACGUGUAAUCAUGAGGGCAAUAGUUGCUGCAACUUUCUGAAAAAAAAACUUUAACCUAUAAUAAAGGCAAAAGUAUUAACUUAUUUAACGUAAUUUUCCUUACCAGAAUCUCUUGGUGUGGGCUAAAAGUGUAGAGUUUUCACUUAUAAUCCAUCUUCAGGAGGAAAUGAAUGUGAUAUACCCACAUUUUCUCACAAAGGUGAGUAAAGAAACUCUUGAAAACAUUUAUGUGUUGGUGAUUUUUUUCCUUUUUUCCAAAUUUUUUAUAUAAAAAUACAUACCAAAAUUUGCAUGUGUUUCUCAUAGAUGUACAAUGACAAGGUAGAAGGGAAAGAAUUCAGGUUUGAAAUAAGAGGAGAUGCUGUUGAUGAAGGAUUUCUAUCCAUUGAUGAAAAAACUGGAGAAGUUUUUGUAAUCAAACCUGUUGACAGAGAAAAGCAUCCCUUUUUCCACGUCAUUUUUGAUGUGUACGACACAGAGACCAACCAAAAAAUUGACGAAGAACUAGCGUUUGAUGUGGAUGUAAAAGACAUCAACGACAAUCCGCCAAAGUUUGUAAAAAUUCCUGAAACUGUUACCGUUAAGGAAAACCAAGAGGAAGGUGGGUCUAAAUUUAAAAGAAGUAGAAUCCUGGAUUCACAUAAAAUCUAAAAAAAGAAAAAAAAUGCAUUAACUAGAUAUAAAACAAAGUAAGAUUUACAGCUGUAAUCCCACUAACCUUAACUGUAACACUUCAAUUGAAAAAAAGAUGGAAAAAAAAGAUCAAUGGGAAUCCCCCCAUUUCUGUUAAUUUUGUUAGGCUUACUGGGGGUGGAAGUGAUUGCUUCAGACCCGGAUGAGGAAAACUCCUUAAAUUCAAGAUUCAACAUCAGUGUGAUUGCACAGCAUCCACCAGAGCCUAAGAUUCAAGCAAAAUGGAUCAGUGAAAGAAUGGUCCAUCUGACAGUUGAUGGAUGUUUUAACUAUGAAAAAGACAAAGAGUACACAAUCACUCUUGAAGCAAAGGAUCAUGGAACCCCUCCAAUGUCCUCCACAGCUGUGAUCACGCUAAAUGUUGUUGACACAAACACAAACAAAUACAUGCCAGUGUUCAAGGAGAGAGAAUACCAGACUUUUGCUGUAGAAAUGGAGACCCAUGAUGACCUUUUGAGAUUGGCAGUAGAUGACAAAGACAUUCCCAACACUGAUGGCUGGCAUGCAAAGUACUUCUUCAUCAGUGGGAAUGAGGAAGACAUCUUUAAACUGGAAACAGACCCAAUAACAAAUGAGGGGAUUUUGAGCAUCACCAAGAAAAAGAAAUAUGGAAAAACCACUACAUUCAACUUGCAGAUUGGGGUAGAAAACAUUGAACCCUUUUCUAAGUGUGAAAAUGGGAAAUUGAUUAAACACGGAAGCAAACUUCCUGACUCGGUCAGUAUCAAGGUUCUAAUGAUUAAAACCAAUGACCCACCAGAGUUUCAGAAAACAAACAUAGAUGUGUUUGAAAAAGAAGAAUCUGAUCCAGGAAAGGUUCUCUUCACCCCAGAGGUUCAUGAUCCAGAUUCUACUUCCUUCAGGUAUCUACUAGUACAAGAUCCAGCUAACUGGGUAUCUGUUGAUGAAAAAACUGGAGAAAUCAGAACAACUAAAAAGAUGGACAGAGAAUCACCCUUCGUGGAUGAUGACAAUGUUUACAAAGUCGUCAUCGCUGCCAUAGAUGAUGGUCUUCCUCCAGCCUCAAGUUCUUGCACCAUCAGUAUCCACCUGGAGGACAUCAAUGACCACAAGCCUCAUCUGGUCAACGGCAGCCUCAUCAUGUGUGGAAACAGGAACAACAAAGUGAUGCUUUCUGUAGAGGAUUUGGAUGCUGAUCCCUACAGUGGACCCUUUUCUUUUUACUUUGACGAUUAUGAAGAUAUGAAGCAAUGGAAACUAGAUCCUGCUUAUGGUCAGCAAGGUGGCCUUGUCAGCCUGAAGCCACUCCCUUCUGGAAACUUUUCUGUGUCUCUGGUGAUUCGAGAUAAACAGAACAAUAUUGGACGUAAUACGUUGGAAGUGGUGGUGUUUGACUGUGAAGGCAGAUAUACACGUGAUUUUAGAAAAAUCUAUAUAAAGGGAGCAGCCAUUGGAAAUGUAAUUGCUGGAUUCCUUUUGUUUUCAAGUGAGUACAUAUAUCUCUAAUUAGUUCAACUGUAAAAGGGAUAAAUCCUGAAAACGAAUUGAAAAUGUGGCUGCCCAGAGAUCCAUUGAGAGUCCUCAAAAAAUAAUGUGCAUAAUACAAUGUGUAAUAAAAAAA
Messenger RNA from Oryzias melastigma (Indian medaka), 2439 nucleotides. RefSeq names its product cadherin-like protein 26. NCBI's taxonomy places the organism in Eukaryota, Metazoa, Chordata, Actinopteri, Beloniformes, Adrianichthyidae. The transcript is spliced from 8 exons. The record is from RefSeq and is a predicted model, not a curated record. Gene Ontology annotation, molecular function: cadherin binding; calcium ion binding. Gene Ontology annotation, cellular component: catenin complex; plasma membrane; adherens junction. Gene Ontology annotation, biological process: multicellular organism development; cell morphogenesis; calcium-dependent cell-cell adhesion. Bases 930 to 2324 code for a protein of 464 amino acids.